This is a messenger RNA of Drosophila mauritiana, 5063 nucleotides long. It is a transcript of the gene ATP8A, whose product is annotated as probable phospholipid-transporting ATPase IA. Gene Ontology annotation, biological process: phospholipid translocation. The coding region runs from base 304 to 4209 and encodes 1301 amino acids. Gene Ontology annotation, molecular function: magnesium ion binding; ATP hydrolysis activity; ATPase-coupled intramembrane lipid carrier activity. Gene Ontology annotation, cellular component: plasma membrane. The record is from RefSeq and is a predicted model, not a curated record. Lineage: Eukaryota; Metazoa; Arthropoda; Insecta; Diptera; Drosophilidae. The transcript has 11 exons.
GUCGCUAUUCGAACCGCCAACCAAAGAGUCGUGCCAGCGGAUAGACGCUUUUUGGACCGGUUAACGAGGUCGACGUGUUGAGCCAACGCGAAUUGUUAACUGGCAAAAGUAAAUACUGGAUAUCGGAUAUUUAGUCUGAAUGUACGACAGCCGAGUCUUACGGUGAUGGUGAUCUCAGUGUUGCACAGUCACCCGUAACGCAAAUCGCUUUCGAAUAUUAGUGACGGCAUUUAAAUAAUCCCACAAAUCCCGCGCCGCUAAAGGUCAAAUCGUGAUUCAAGCGAUUCGCGGAGCCAUGUUAGUAUGGCAGACUCCGGCAAACACGCGAGUGGUGGUCACAAUGGAGCGAACAGCGAACGCCGGAACGCCCAGAACGGACGCAACGGACGCAAUGGACACAACGGACACAGUCAAGGACGACAGUUGCAGUUCCUGGACAGUCCGCCCCCCAGCCAAGCCACCUUCAAUGUGCGCAGUCUGUGGCCAAGCAUAAAGUCUGGUGUUCGCCGCUUGAGGAGCCAGGUGCUCCGGCGGACAGCCACCACGGGUCCAGCGAUGGCUCCGUCCGGUGGAGCGGACUUACCUCCCUCGGACAAUGAUCAGGCUGCUCCGUCCAGGAGCGGACAUGGGAUCACGGAAACAGACGGCAGUAAUCCCCAUCGAAGGCUGGACGAAUCGUCGGUGAUGGGCAGUGUGCAGUCAGUGAAAAAUUAUUUUAAAAGAACACGCCCAGGCCGGAAAAAAGGAAAAGAUGACGAGGACUUCACCUCGUCCGCUGGGUACGAUGCAGAUGAUGGGGAGAGGCGUGUCAUAAACCUAAAUGGGCCACAGCCCACUAAGUACGGUAAUAAUCGCAUAACGACGGCAAAAUAUAGUUUCAUCAGCUUUUUGCCCGCGUUCCUGUUCGAGCAGUUCCGGCGUUACUCCAACUGCUUUUUCCUGCUAAUUGCCAUACUGCAACAAAUCCCGGAGGUGUCGCCCACGGGUCGUUACACCACGCUAGUGCCGCUGAUGUUCAUCCUCUCGGUGAGCGCCAUUAAGGAGAUAAUCGAGGACAUUAAACGACAUCGGGCGGAUAAUGAGAUCAAUCACCGAUCGAUAGAGCGCCUGGAUAGUGGCUCCUGGUGCACAGUUCGCUGGUCCGAGUUGACGGUGGGCGAUAUCAUCAAAGUGGGAAUCAAUACCUUCUUCCCCGCCGAUCUGAUUCUUCUGUCGUCCAGUGAACCGCAGGCCAUGUGCUUCAUAGAAACGGCCAAUCUGGAUGGCGAGACCAACCUGAAGAUCCGACAGGCCCUCCCAGCUACCGCUGAACUGCUGGAGACGAAGGAUCUGCAACGAUUGGAGGGCAGGAUCGAGUGCGAGCUGCCCAACCGGCAUUUAUACGAGUUUAACGGGGUGCUCAGGGAGACUGGGAAGCCACCCGCUGCUUUGGGCAAUGAUCAGGUGCUCCAACGUGGCGCCAUUCUUCGGAACACGGCGUGGGUGUUCGGUAUCGUGGUCUACUCCGGGCAAGAGACGAAGCUGAUGAAGAACUCUACCUCGGCGCCACUGAAGCGCUCCACCGUAGACAAGCUGACCAACACCCAAAUCCUCAUGCUCUUCAUGAUCCUCAUCUCAUUGUGCAUCAUCAGCGGCCUGUGCAAUCUGUUCUGGACGAGGGAACACUCGGAAACGGACUGGUACCUGGGCCUAACCGACUUCAAGACCAAGAGCCUUGGCUACAACCUGCUGACUUUCUUCAUUCUGUACAACAACCUGAUCCCCAUCUCGCUGCAGGUGACGCUUGAGCUUGUGCGUUUCCUGCAGGCCAUUUUCAUCAACUACGACAUUGAGAUGUACCACGAGGAGUCCAACACGCCCGCAAUGGCGCGCACCUCGAACCUGAACGAAGAGUUGGGCAUGGUCAAGUAUAUAUUCUCGGACAAGACAGGCACCCUCACGCAGAACGUGAUGGAGUUUAAGAAAUGCUCCAUCGCCGGAUACGUAUACACGGCCGAGCGAACGCCGGAGGAAUCUCAGCUAGUGCAGAAUAUUCUCGGUCGUCAUGAGACGUCCGCCGUGAUAGAGGAGUUCCUGGAGCUCCUAUCGGUGUGCCAUACGGUAAUCCCCGAGCGCAAGGAAAACGGCAACAUGAUCUACCACGCUGCCAGUCCGGAUGAGCGUGCUCUGGUGGAGGGUGCCCAGAAAUUUGGCUACAUCUUCGACACACGUACGCCAAAGUAUGUGGAGAUAAAUGCGCUUGGCGUGCGAAAGCGAUACGAGGUUCUGAAUGUCCUGGAGUUCACCUCGUCUCGUAAGCGUAUGUCGUUGAUUGUUCGGACGCCGGAAAAUAAGAUCAAGCUAUUCUGCAAGGGAGCCGACACGGUGAUAUACGAACGUCUAGCUCCUCAGGGUCAAGCCUUCCGGGAACAGACGCUGCGUCAUUUGGAGGAGUUUGCUUCGGAUGGAUUGAGGACCCUCUGCUUGGCAGUUGCUGACAUUCGACCGGAUGUUUACCAAGAGUGGAGCCAGACUUUCGACAAGGCAUCGGUGGCUCUUCAGAAUCGCGAGAGCAAGUUGGAGGACGCGGCCAAUCUGAUUGAGAACAAUCUUCGUCUACUGGGCGCCACAGCAAUCGAAGAUAGAUUGCAGGAUGGUGUGCCGGAAACGAUUGCUUCUUUGCUGGACGCCGGCAUCUAUAUCUGGGUCCUUACUGGCGACAAGCAAGAGACGGCCAUCAAUAUAGGCUACUCCUGCCGUCUGAUUAGCCACUCAAUGGAUAUCAUAAUCCUCAACGAGGAGAGCCUCGAUGCCACCCGCGAAGUCAUCCAUCGCCAUUAUAGAGAAUUCAAGAGUUCGUCGGCGAAAGACGCCAAUGUGGCACUAGUCAUCGAUGGUACUACGCUGAAGUACGCCCUUAGCUGCGACCUGCGCAAUGAUUUCCAAGACUUGUGCAUUCUGUGUCGGGUGGUCAUCUGCUGCAGAGUGUCCCCAAUGCAAAAGGCUGAGGUGGUCGAGAUGGUCACCCAGAGCACGAAUGCAGUGACUCUAGCCAUAGGCGAUGGAGCCAACGACGUGGCCAUGAUCCAAAAGGCGAACGUGGGAAUCGGAAUAUCUGGAGUUGAGGGUCUCCAGGCGGCGUGCGCAUCGGACUAUUCGAUCGCCCAGUUCCGCUAUUUGCAGCGCCUACUCUUGGUCCACGGUGCUUGGAACUACGCUAGAAUCUCCAAGCUGAUCCUGUACAGCUUCUACAAGAACGUGUGUCUGUAUGUAAUCGAGCUGUGGUUCGCCGUCUACUCCGGCUGGUCGGGACAGAUCCUGUUUGAACGCUGGACAAUUGGCCUGUACAAUGUGCUAUUCACGGCCAUGCCGCCGUUUGCGAUGGGACUCUUUGAGAAAUUCUGCACGGCGGAAACGAUGAUCCGGUACCCGAUGCUUUAUAAAACAUCACAGAAUGCUAAGCUAUUCAAUGUGAAGGUGUUUUGGAUCUGGAUAUUCAAUGCGCUACUGCACUCGGUGUUCCUUUUCUGGUUACCACUGGCAGCAUACACAACGGAGGUGAUCUGGAGCGAUGGCAAGACCAGUGAUUACCUAUUGAUGGGCAAUCUCGUUUAUACUUACGUGAUUGUAACUGUUUGCCUGAAGGCUGGACUCAUCACCAAUUCGUGGACCUGGCUUACCCAUCUGGCCAUUUGGGGCUCCAUUGUCCUGUGGUUCGGCUUUGUGCUGAUUUAUAGCCAUGUGUGGCCGAUGUUCAAGUUCGCGAGCAACUUCCGCGGCAUGGACAUACAGUUACUGUCGACUCCAGUUUUCUAUUUCUGCUUGAUGCUGGUGCCCAUUACCACGCUGCUGGUCGAUGUGAUCUGCAAACUCGUACAUAAUACCGUGUUUAAGACACUGACGGAGGCUGUACGCGAGACGGAGAUCCGACGCAGCGACAUCUCCGAAGUGAUGAACGAGCCGCGAUCUUCUGACUCCGGUUUUGGAUACACCCUCGGCAAGUUGAUACGAUCCAGCCAUGUUCUGAUUUCGCACGAUAAUCACCCCGCGUCGGAAUCCAGUAGGACGUCGAAUCUGCGGGUGGAGAACCUGGAGCUGGAGGCCGACACGGAACAGCAGCAGCAGAGCAGGCAGCGCCAGAAGUGGCGAGGUGGUCAGGUGGCCACUGAAGUAGCAAGGAGUGCGAGAAACAGCACCACAUCACCCAUCACGGCCACUCUGCACAUGUGAGGAUGUGGACGGACUUCCCUCAUCGAAGGCAAAUCAAAUCGAAUUAUUUUUCUAGUUGUAAAACGUAUUUUAUAAGUGAGCAUUGUAUAGUAUUGUAAUUGCAUUCCGAAUGGGACUAUUUCCCGAUUCCGCAUCCAUAUCAUAUAUAUCAUAUUUUCAUGUUUAUAUGCUAGUCGCGAAAAGCGGAUAUUUUUUACAUCGCAUACUGUAUAUGCUAACAAACUAUUUGCCAACUGUGAUAGUGUCUAAGGAUAGGAUACGUAGGAUAGGCCAAUAAUCAGGGAAUGCUAUCUUGUGAGACGUCUUCUUAUCAUCAUUCCCAACAAGCUGAGUUACUUUAUUUAUCUCUAAUCGUACCUACAUAUGUAUGUGUUAGCUGGAUGUUGAACUAUACUUCUAAGACACUUACCAGGUUGUAAAGUUACAUAACGUUAACAAACCCAGUCACGAAUGUUCCGUUCGAUCCUACUUAACAAUUUAUGAUUAACCAACCGAUAUAUAUAUACUCAUCCCAACGUUAUUGGAAUGUGAUGGUACCCAGAUGAUAUGUAUGUAUCAGUUUUGAAUAUAUGUAUCCCGCACCGUCCUCCCCAGCUCGCAUGCAAUUUAAUUCGGCCAAUGAUCUAUCUAUAUACUAACGCAAUGGCUGCUGAUUGUUCAAUCCGAUCUGAAUGCGAUCCGAUCCGAAUUGAUUCGAUAUGCUCUGCACUUAUGUUUUAUUUUGUAUAACUCGACACACCCAACAAAGCGACUUAACCAAUCACACCCAACACCUACUCGCAGAACCCAAACACACCCAACAAUAACUAAUCAAAAUAUAUAAUUUAAUAAAAGUCAAAGAGUCAACAGCAAAA